Molecule: messenger RNA, 3330 nt
Organism: Solanum pennellii
Lineage: Eukaryota; Viridiplantae; Streptophyta; Magnoliopsida; Solanales; Solanaceae
Product: SNF1-related protein kinase regulatory subunit beta-3
Exons: 3
Coding region: 2639-2995 (118 amino acids)
Molecular function (GO): protein binding
Source: RefSeq, a predicted model, not a curated record
UUUCUCAAAAAAUAUUCAUUUAUUAGUUUUUAAUCUGUAAUUAAUUUAGUUCUUAACUUGAUCUUAUUCGAUGAGAGAGUAAUCCAGUGUCGUGGAGCUUGAGCCAGCAUUCAUCAGUAGUCUCAUAAAUACCCAGAGAAACAAGGAGGCAGCUAAGGUCUGGCUAGGUGAAGUAGUAAAGUUAGUAUUUGGAUAUUGUGACAAAAUUCAAUUCAAUUUGUUGCCCAGGACUUCUUAUGUAAGCGUGCUUCUGGGGAUUUCUCUUUCUAUUUUGCUUAGUUAUUCUUUGAGGACGAGAGAUGCUGAGAAAUGUGUUGUUAAUGGCUCUCAAAAUAAAAGAUUAGUGAUGACAAAUGAUUGGAGGGGGUGUGACAGAAGCUACAGAUGGUUUAUUUUUAAUCUUUAUCUAAAUCCUGUUUCCCGAACUGAGCAAAGAGCUCAGAUAUAGCACCUAGGGCAAUGGGGAGAGAGUGGUUUCUUGUUCUUGGUGAUGAGAGAAGAAUAUAGAAUCAUUAAUUAACAAGUAGACUCAAUUUUUUUUUUCCUUUUCUUCUAGAUUUCUUUGGUACUGGGAAGAGAGAGAAUCUUAUAUGAGGGCAUCAUAUUUGAAGGUGAUGCUUACAGUCUUUGCAUGAAUUUCAUUCCUCUUUUCUUCUUCUAGAAAAUAUCAGAAACUUAAGAACCUGCACUUUCUAUAAAGCUUAACGAUUUUUGCAUUCAUUGAAGUGCAUGACAGGCAGUAGUGUAUCUAAGGCUGUCUGCAAAAUGAUAUCAUUGAGUUGUCUCAUUAGUGGAAAUAAUGAUGUUAUUUUUGUUUGGUGUUUUACCUUUUUAAAUCAGAGAAUUGGUAGCUGGUUUCCAAGGAGGUGGAGAGAAUUUUGCUUGAUCUUUAGAGCCUUUGGGUUUUUGAAUGGAUCCUUGAUAGAAGAACCUUGGGGUUGAGAACAAUGUCUGUUGGGGGUGGGGGUUCUUAGUUUGUCACUAAGUUAAUACCCUUAAUUGUUAGAGUUAAUGGUCAAAAACACACCAAAACUAUCACAUUUUUGUGAGUUCAUAACUCAACUAUCCAUCGAUCCAUUCACCUACCUAAAUUAUCUCUCCCUUUGUAUGAGAAACACCCCGAGUUGGCCAACACACGCCUAUUGUCUAUUGGGAAAAACAUUUGACCAACUCAGCAUCAAGUUGUAUUUUAAUGCAAAGGGAGUGAUAGUUUAGGUAGGUUAAGGGAACAAUGGAUAGUUGAGGUAUGAAACUCGGCAAAAAUUGAUAGUUUAGGCGUGUUUUUGACCAUUAACUCUAAUUAUUAACCAACCCCAUUUUUGGAUGAUUUCUGUAUGAUCACAAAGUUACAACCUAGUAAUUUCUGGUGAUCAGAUUUUUUGUUACUUUUGGUGUAUCUGGAAUAGUGGAAUGUAGGUUAGGCCGGAGGAUAUGACAAUUCAAAGAAAGAGCUUGACAUGAGGGACUAAGAGAGUGUUAGAUGAAAGGGACUUAAGAGCAAAUUUAAAGGGGGUUAAGUGUUUGCCUUUUUUCCUUUCAUUGAAAAUUCCAUCUUCUUUUAUGGUUGUGUGCUUUUGUGAAACCAGCACACACACUUUCUCUCUCUUUCUUGGGUGCAGGCACGCCAUCUUGGCACAUACUUUAGAGCCAACUUGUUUGUAAUGAAAGCUAUUCUUUCUUUGGUGUCAAUGUGAUUCAAAUGUCAUCAUUUAGAGCAAUUGAAUUUGAGCCAUGCACAGGUUUGCUACUGUCAUUUCCCUAUCACAUGAGUGUAGUACUCAUUGUGUACUAAUAUUUCCAGUCAGUCACGAUUGCAUUUGAAUCAAUAUAAAGCUUAGCAAACCGUGACUCUUGGUUCUUGGCGAAUUCCACGCACUAUGUUACAUACAAUUAUUUAUAUCACCAAAAAGCAAGUCCCUGUGAUGUCUUACGGUUGAAAGACAAUGGCAUUGAAGGGAUAUUGGACUGCUCACCUGCGUAAAGACAUUGAAUUAUUUCUUAGUAAAAGAGGUGGUGAUAUGAAAUGAAUGAGGUUAUAUUCUCCAAAUUAGUUCAUAGCUGUCUUGAUGAUGCUUUUCUUCAGGCUUGGCAUGUUCUAGAGAAUAGCUCUAUGUAAAUCUUGCUGUAAGGUGAGGGGGAUACCUUAUUCGGUUCUAGGUGUUGUAGGACUCGAUUUGGGUAUAAAAAGUGGUGACCACUUCUCUAACCAGAACUUUGUCCUCUCAAUUUGCAACUAUCACUGAAUAGACGAUUGUCUUCCAUCUCACAUAUGUAUGUCUGACAUAAUUUUCCUACUAUAGUUCACUAAAUUUUUUUUUUCCUCAUCAGUUCUGCUUAAGAUACUUGUAUUGUUAAAUUUCAUGAUGUUUGAUUUAAUUUGCAGACAUCAUUUAUCAUUUGGUGAGUUUAUCUUAUGAGCAAUGUGGAUUCUUUUUUAGCAUUUCUGUGUAUACCUGCUUUAAUAAUUGGAGAGAUGACAUACAAAUAGCUUGUGAUAAUAUAUUUUGAUUCAUAAAAACCCUUAUGAGUCAUGGCCAUGUCCUAAUUGUCCGACAGUGGAAUGUUAACUUGGGAAAGUUUUAUCUGCUGAAAACUUUCAUCUUAUUAGCUAGACUGUGCUGUUUGUUUUUGAAGCAACAUGAACCACCCUCAUCCAUAUGGUGAAGAUCAUUUAUACACACAGGAUGAACCCACUGUCAUGGGCUUUGAAGUUCCAAGAUCACCCGAUGCAAGUUACAACAAUGUGUAUCCUGGGCAUUUAGAUGAAGGGAGGGAACCACCGAUGGUACCGCCACAUUUGCAUCACACCUUGCUAAACCACCCAGCUACAGGAGAUGAAUCAACCUCCCUCCCAUUGCCACAGAACGCUGUGCUAAACCAUCUGUAUAUUGAGAACGGAGAAGUCCCGAGGUCAGUUGUAGCACUUGGUGUAACACACCGUUUUCGCUCAAAAUAUGUAACGGUCGUGCUUUACAAACCCGUCCAAAGAAAAUGAGGUAGCACCAGCCAUGCCUGAACGUACGCACCGUCUUUGGCUUGUGGUCUGACGAUAGCAGAGGUAAAUACACAGUAAGUUCUGCAGUGGAGAAUGUUUAUUUCUUCCCAGCUACUAGUAGUAGGAAAAUAUGGUAGCAGGUACCCUUGGACUUGAAUAAUUGAAGUUAGAUGUUCAAUAGUUUUAAAAAGUUUACAUGUAUUAUGGCAAAAAGUUAGUGAUGUCCCUGUUAGUUUGCCUUGACAAUUAUAUUUUUGAGUAGCUCUUCAAUGUUGACGUGUGUGAAAACCUGUUAAGCACCUUGUUGCAUUUAAGAAGUUGCCAAGUUCACUGCA